Messenger RNA from Alosa alosa (allis shad), 2091 nucleotides. RefSeq names its product cAMP-dependent protein kinase type II-alpha regulatory subunit-like. Lineage: Eukaryota; Metazoa; Chordata; Actinopteri; Clupeiformes; Clupeidae. Bases 126 to 1322 code for a protein of 398 amino acids. Gene Ontology annotation, cellular component: cAMP-dependent protein kinase complex. The transcript is spliced from 12 exons. Gene Ontology annotation, biological process: regulation of protein phosphorylation. Gene Ontology annotation, molecular function: cAMP-dependent protein kinase regulator activity. The record is from RefSeq and is a predicted model, not a curated record.
CGUUGGGAAGGCCCAUUCAUGUGAAUGGAACUUUCUGCAGCACUCUGAAGAGCCGUGAUUAACGUUAACGUUAACGAGAUUAACGUUAGAACUCUAACUAGGGAUACGUUAACCGUGCCUUCACAAUGAGUAACGUUCCAAUCCCAGAGGGGCUAAAGGAGAUAUUGCUGGGUUUCACUAUUGAAGUGAUCCGAAAUCAUCCAAGGAAUAUAUGCGACUUCGCCCUGCAGUACUUCGCCGAGCUGAAGAACAACGAAAGUAAAGUGAAGGGGCAAAAGGUGAAGUUCAACAACGAAGCUAUGCAGAUCGGCUCCGAGGAUGAGGACGAGGAAUUUGUUGCCCCAGUCAUCAACAGGUUUGCAAGACGAGUGUCAGUGUGUGCUGAGUCAUAUGACCCUGACAAUGAAGAAGAGAGCAGAGAGCCAAUGGUCAUUCAUUUUAAAACAGAUGAACAGAGGCAAAGACUGCUAGAGGCCUGCAAAUAUAUUGUUCUCUUUAAAAGUUUGGAGCAGGAUGAGUUUUUUAGGGUCCUGGAUGCCAUGUUUGAAAGACCUGUGGCUGCAGGGGAGCACAUUAUUGAGCAGCAUGAAGAUGGGGAUAAUUUCUAUGUGAUUCAAAGUGGGAUUUAUGAUGUCCAUGUAAUGGAUAACGGGAUAACACGCCUGGUUGGCACCUACGACAACCACGGGAGCUUUGGGGAGCUCGCCCUGAUGUACAACACGCCGCGAGCCACCACUAUCAUUGCCAGAACUUCUGGAGCCCUGUGGUGCUUGGACAGGCAGACCUUCAGGCGGAUAAUUGUGAAAAACAAUGCCAAGAAGAGGAAAAUGUACGAUGAUUUCAUCCAGACAGUCCCUUUGCUGUCAUCCUUGGAGACAUAUGAACGGAUGAAAGUGGUGGAUGUGCUUGUCCCACGACAGUACACAGACGGGCAGCAGAUCAUUGCUGAGGGGGAGAGUGCAGACGACUUCUACAUAGUUGAGUCUGGACAGGUCAGGAUCACAAUCAGGAGACCUACACAGCAAGAGGGUGAGAUGUACGAGGUGGAGAUUGCCACAUGUACGCGAGGGCAGUACUUUGGAGAGCUGGCUCUGGUCACCAACAAACCACGAGCGGCGUCGGCGUAUGCCGUGGGGAACGUCAAGUGCUUAGUCAUGGAUGUGAUGGCCUUUGAGAGGCUGCUGGGUCCGUGCAUGGAGAUCAUGAAGAGGAACAUCAGUAUCUACGAGGCCCAUUUUGCCAGCCUUCUGGAGAGCAAUGACAGUGUCACCAACACCUCCUCCGACACCACCAGGGCUGUGGAACCUGGAAGUGAAAAUUGAACCGGUUGGAGCAGUGGACAAGUGCUUGAGAUCGUUAUGACCUUAAGUCCUGUCGAAAAAUCAGAAGCCUGUGACAUCCAUCAGAAGACUGUUGGCCUCUGUUCUGUUCUGGAUGAAUGAUUUUAGAAUAGGGAAAGAAUUCUUUGCUGUUUGAAUACUAUUUGAGACUAGUUGUUAAUGAAUACUUAAAAGCAUCUCUGGAUGCAGCUGCAAGAACAGUGAUUUGUCUUAAAUGAUAAACAUGCGCAGUGUGCCUUAAUUUACUUACGCAAUAUUAUUCAAGUGAAUGACAAGAUGAGUAGCUGAUUUUCAUUUCAGUAAGCUUCUUGUGCAUGUUUAUUAUCAGUCAGAAUGGAUGCUUUUUUUAAAUAGUUAAGAACUGCUUGACUUUAGUGAAUAUAUUAUUUAACAGUUGGUUUAUUUAUUGUUUAUUUUUUAAUUUCCUUCAUAUUAUUCUGAGGUCAUGUUUUAUAGUGUAAACCUCAUAUAAAAACAAUGCUGAAUUGAUCACGGUAAAUAUACCACUUCAGAUUUUAAAGUGUUUAAAGCACUGAACUUAAUGCAAUAAGAUAACGAUAGGAUACAUAAUAACUAAGCAAUAGUUUUACUACUUAUUCUUUGUGACAUUACAAAUAUUUUUAGAGUUGUGAAAUGGCUUACAGGAUAAUUUACGGUAGGCAUAACGUGCUUUUGCACAAUGUUCCUCAGUGAAAGUAUUGUAUAAUAUUGUCUGUAUAUUUAAUUGAUAAUACAAUUUUGGUUCAAAGUA